GUAGCAAAGUAGCUUUAUUGGACGAUGGACUCUCUGUGCGUAGUCACGUGCUUGAUUCUAGCAGUUGCUGAGGGUGGAGCUUCGAUAAACCCUGGCGGCAAAGGCUGCCUUGUUAUAUCGGUAAAUUCCGAUGGUGUGUCGCCGGCUAUCUGCGGGGGUUUCGGCGGCGCCGAAUGCCCGUCGGACACCGACACAUGUGCGUUCUUCUUGGAGGCGGACUUCGGUUUUUGCUGCGUCGGGUGUGGCCCAAACGCCCCGCCACCAACGGCGAGGUGCAUAAUUUCCUCGCACUGCGGCGCUAAUGAGAAGUGCGUCAAACCUGCAAACAACGCUUCGACUACUGGCGUUUGCUGUCCCAAAGAACAAGAGACUUGCAUUGCUCCAUCGGUAACCGCUGACGGAACAUCGAUCGCUAUUUGUGGAGGAUUUGCCGGCGCUCCAUGUCCGUCGCCUACCGACACCUGCCCGUUCGAGACCGGAUCUGACUUCGGCUACUGCUGUGUCGGCUGCGGCAGUGAUGCCCCGCCGCCAAAGGUCGCGUGCAAGAGUCCCAGUGAGUGCGGUCCGCGGGAGCAGUGCGUGAAACCCGUGAACAACGCCAACCAGUUGGGAGUGUGCUGCCCUACAACGAAACAAGAAAAAUGUCUAGCCCCUUCGCUGAACAGCGAUGGUGUUACGCCCGCCAUAUGCGGGGGAUUCGCCGGCGCUCUCUGUCCAUCGACUACCGACAGCUGCCCAACAGAGCCCGGAUCUGACUUCGGUUACUGCUGUGUCGGCUGCGGCAGUGACGCCCCUCCUCCCAAGGUCGCUUGCAAGAGUUCCACCCAGUGCGACUCGCGGGAGCAGUGCGUGAAACCCGUGAAUAAUGCAGGCGCGCUUGGAGUGUGUUGCCUACGACUAACACCGGGAAAAUGUGUCGCCCCGUCGGUUGCCAAGGACGGGGAAACGCCGGCAAUGUGUGGCGGUUUCAUCCCGGCACCCUGUCCGUCGCCGAUGGACGACUGUCAGAUAACAAGAGGCUCUGUCGGCGUCUGCUGCCUCACGUGCGGCCGCAAUCGUCCGCCGCCCACGGUAGCCUGUCGCAGCGCCCGCGAGUGCGGAAAGCUGGAACGCUGCGUAAAACCGGUCAAUAAUUCUGCGACCCUUGGGGUGUGCUGUCCACUGUUCGGAGGUUAUUAAACAUGCCAACAAGCAGUCUGUUCCAAAGGUCAUCUCUAAACAUCUCCGAUGAAUCGGAACUCUAGCAGAGCGAAAUAAGCUGGAACAGAUGGCCCUCAGAUUCAACAUUCUAUAUCAUUUUGUGUCUCGCUCUAUGAAAAUGGUGUUUAAUUCAUGGGCGUAACGUGUCGCCCCAUAUUACCAUGUGCAGUUUACACAUACUUAAAUGGGACGACACUUUCCGCCUAGACUGGAUUUUUGUUCAGAAAAGACGUUCUUUAAACAAUAAACUCAAUAAAAGCAGAAAGAUUCGUCCCUGAUAAGCCUGCGUGGACUGUAAAGGUUUAUCUGGGACGAAAUUUUACGCACAUGCAUGACGCCCAGUCUUUCCAGACAGAAACUACAGUUGUCACAUAUUGAUAUUAUUCGAUGUUUUUAUAUAAAUUAAUAAAAACAAAUCUGAACUUUAUAUCUACUUAAGCUCAUAUAUGCACGUAAUUCAGUUAUAAUCUUAGUAUUGUUACAGUUUAUUCGUAACUUUGUUGUUACAAUAAUUUAUUUAACCUUGCUAAAUUUAAUGCAACGAACGGUAAUGUUUUCCGUUUAGAUGCCAAAUCAAUAUUUGCAUGUACGUAUUAAUAUAUUGCAUUAUUAAAUUUAAUACAUAAAAUUGCUGCAGCUUA
Messenger RNA from Dreissena polymorpha, 1841 nucleotides. RefSeq lists its product as uncharacterized. The record is from RefSeq and is a predicted model, not a curated record. The coding region runs from base 25 to 1179 and encodes 384 amino acids. Lineage: Eukaryota; Metazoa; Mollusca; Bivalvia; Myida; Dreissenidae. The transcript is spliced from 7 exons.